AUGCCAGUUUCAGAGCAAGCACUCCCAGGAAGAUUUCCUAAUCUGAUGGCCAAUGUAGCAAAGUAUCGGUGGAGAAGUCACAGCGCAGCCUUUGUCAUGGGGCCGAAUGGGGAAACAACGGGAGGACUAAGAGAACUGGCUCUACCCGAAAUUGCACCACGGGGUCCCCUUAAACCGAGACAGCAUAGGAACACCCCUUACUCGCAAGCUCAGAGUGACAUUCACGAUACCACCAGGAGCAUUUUAGUAUGCACGUUUGGCAUGAUAACAAAAGCCGUUCCUCUCCUCUAGGACUCUGGGCCUUGGGUUUUACUUGCCCGCGAGAUCAAUAGAAGAGCCCUUCUGCUGUGUAGGAUAGAACUGAGAUUGUUGGAGUCCUAAGAAUAUGUGCUACGCGGAGACACAUCAUAGAGAACCCGCUAUCGUUUCGAAAAGUUGCCUUUGCCCUCGCAGAGGACGCCCAAGUGGCUAGGGAAGCGAAAAACACCUCGAGAGUGUUGUCUGUCGACAGACGAGGGCUGGGAAUGGUACUUGUCAAGCAUUCCACGUAGGUGGCUCACACUCAUCGAUUCUUGAAACCAGCACCGAUUCGAAGCGAGGCAUGUGCCAGCCCCAGCUGCGAAACGCAAAAACCUAAAAUUAUUUGAAAAACAGAGCUGAGUUAACCACCAAACGGUCGCUACAGCUGGUGAUGGCUUUGGAAGCCGGCGCUUACAUCGGUAUCGUAUUGAUGGGGUUAGAACGGAGAUCCGGGGCCUCCUCCCCAUACGUCGCGAUUUAA
Messenger RNA from Tuber aestivum (summer truffle), 781 nucleotides. Lineage: Eukaryota; Fungi; Ascomycota; Pezizomycetes; Pezizales; Tuberaceae. The record is from the annotation of a GenBank genome assembly.